UUAUAGUCGGCCCACUAUUACUUUACCGUUCGGAAAAGGUCACGUGAUGGGCCCGAACGCCUUCUAAGCCAAUCAGAAGCCUCGUCGGCGAAAAGCCGAACGGUAAAGUAAUCGUGGGACGACUGUAUUAUUUAUUUAUUUUCGUCUUUUAACGGUUUUAAUUACUAUCGGGAUCGGGUUGUAAGCAGCUGAUUGAAGGGCACGCAAUAAGCUUUUACCGGCGUUCCUUGUUCUUCUCUAGAACUUGAACAUGAAGACACGCAGUGCUGUUAAUUCUGAUUCUGAUAAUAAGCUCCAUCGAAGAUUCAAUAGGCACAGUAAGACUGAGGAUACAUCCAGCUUGAACUCUUCAGUUGGAACAUCCAGUGAUUCAGAUGAAGAACCAGAAGAUAAAGAAGUUCCCAGCACUAAUUUUUCAACGAACCGUAACGUAUAUUUAUAUUGCUGCAUUGUAUUAUUUAUUGUAUUAAUACCAUUUACUUGGUAUCAUGUGAGUCAGAAAAAUUCAGAGGAAAACCAGCGGGAAAAUUUGAUUAAGACUAUAAAAGAUUUAAAAAAAAUAUUCCCUUCUCAAUCGAACAAGCUCUGGUCUCAUGUAAUUCAUGUUAUAAAUGUUACAAACUCCGAUAGUUCCUGUCCCAGAGUCCUACUUUUGCUGAACCGAGGAGAUGAACUGUCUGAAAAUAGUACCAACUGUUUAAUCGAACAGGUAGCAAGUAGUGCCGCCACACUUUUCGCAAACCGGCAGCCACUUCAUCUAGUUGAGAAAGAUUUCCAAUCCAUUAAUAAAACCAGAGAAAAGGUUCAGAAGAAGGGUCCAAUUGUUGUCAUAAAACAUUUAGAGAAGUUGCCAGCUGCAGCAGCACAUGGCUUACAUUAUUUCUGUGAUGAGAAUGAAUCUAACUUUGCAAAGGCAGCAUAUUUCUUAACUUUGACCGUCGGAAGGUCUGGAACAGUUAAAGCUGUAACAUCAGCUGAAAACACUUUACGAAAUAUUUGGUCAGAUAUUGAAAGCGAUUAUUUGGAUGCACUCAUUGCAAGGCUCACUAGUCUUGUUGAGUUUGUUGAACCAGAAGAAAAACUUCCCUGUUAAUCGUUCCCUGUCACCUAAUCUUUUGCAGUUCUCAAAAUGACAUGUUACAGAAAAUAAAUUAAUUUGAAUGCAGGUUUUGGCGAGAAUACUUUGUCAGUAUUAUUGUGUCAAUAAAUUAAGAUGGAAUAGUAAUGAA
Molecule: messenger RNA, 1229 nt
Organism: Frankliniella occidentalis (western flower thrips)
Lineage: Eukaryota; Metazoa; Arthropoda; Insecta; Thysanoptera; Thripidae
Exons: 3
Coding region: 251-1093 (280 amino acids)
Biological process (GO): membrane organization
Cellular component (GO): membrane
Molecular function (GO): ATPase activator activity
Source: RefSeq, a predicted model, not a curated record